Messenger RNA from Rattus rattus (black rat), 2598 nucleotides. It is a transcript of the gene C2H2orf78, whose product is annotated as chromosome 2 C2orf78 homolog. Lineage: Eukaryota; Metazoa; Chordata; Mammalia; Rodentia; Muridae. The transcript has 3 exons. The record is from RefSeq and is a predicted model, not a curated record. Bases 1 to 2598 code for a protein of 865 amino acids.
AUGUCCGAAAAUUUCCAAAGUUCACCUUUCUUUGGGACAGAAAGGGCUCGGCAGCUUUCUCUGCCUGUGCUGAGCAACUCCACACAGUCUGCAGGAAGGGUGUGCAACAUCUCCAGAGUCUCCACCCCAGAUAUGAAUUCACCAUGGCUCCUACCAUCAGCAUCCAGCACUUCUCUCCAGCCACUCAUGGGUAAUGCCUACCUUAACCCACAUGCUGGCACAACCAUGCUGACAGUGCUGACUGAGCAGGGUCAGAUCUCCACCUCGGCACCUUCCUAUCCAGGUGCUCUCAAAUGGGAUUUCCCUGGAAGCAGAGAUGGGAGGGAAGAGGCACUCCAGGGAGUCAAUGUAACCAUCAUUGACCAGGACACUACACUCUCCUCCCUGGCUAUCACAAACCAGUGUGAUAAAAUUUUAGAUCCCAGUGCCAUAGUUCCUUUCUAUCCAACACUGUCUGCCAGCUUUGUCCAGGUCACACCACCGCAGAUGCCAAAUCAAGGAUACAGCCUGGCACCUUCCUACCAGGAUGGUAGCCAGGUCUAUUACUAUGAGCACAACAGCCUGGGUCCUCUGAUAGCUGGAGAAUUUGGGCAGUGCUUGCAGGCCCAUGGCUCUAUGCCCUACCCUGGGAGUCAGACCUCUGCGAUCCAACCAGAGAUGGUGAUGGUGCUAAAGGAGAUUCAGCCAAGGAAUGUCCAAAUACCACUCUUUACCUCUGCCUUCUCCUAUUCCACAUCUGCUCAAUCCAACAGUCUUCCCGUGGUUCAAAUGGAGACGUCCCUGGGAUUGCCACCUUCAGGCCAGACACACUGUCAGCUGCAGAGUCCAGAACUCUACAGCACUUGUGCCCAGGUUUCUCAGAUAAGGCCACCAGCUGUCAACGGGGACAGGGCAUUAGCUGCUUCUAUCCAUAGUCCUUCGGAAUUCCUGGCCUUGCCUCCAGCUCCAAGCCUGGAACAAACAGAGAACGAAAACGUGAAUGAGAUAAACGAUGAGUUUUUAAAGACUCUGGAUGCCUAUGAGGGCACAAAAGAAAACCAAGACACAUCAAUCGUGACUUUGGCACACCCUGACUUGCAGCAGCCUCUGCAGUGCGCUGAUAUGGAGAGUCUAAGACCGAAGUCUGCUUCUGACAAUGCCCAUUUGGAAGGCAUCAGCAUGGGUCCAAAAAAGCUUGGGGGACUGGAGAAUGAGAUUAGAUCCAGCUUCGACUUCAAAGACAUCUCUACACUUGAGGCAGACAUUCAACUUCCCCAACUCCUCAACACCCUUACAGACAUAGACCAGGAUCAGGCCUGUGAAAACUGGAAAGUCAUCAGUGGCCCCUCUGACCAAGUGAGGAAGAAUAAACAUAAAUCUUCUGAACCUCUUGAGGGAGCUCCUCAGGCUAAAAUCCAGCACCAGGACCUAGUGGAAGGAGAGGGGAGUGUGUGUGUUGCUGGGACCAGCAACAAAGCUAUUGAAAACAUGGCAAAGCACCUGGAGGGCAAAGCUCCCAAAGUGGCCCCCAACAAGAACAAAAGAGGUAGAAGACAGGGACAAGAAAAACCAAGUGGACCAGAGAACAACUCUAAGAAAGCAGACGAGCUGAAGCAGUCCAGGAAAAGAGUCAAAGCAGAAGAGAAGCCCACCAUCCCCAAGACCAAGAGGAAGAGGAAUCCACCUGAACUCAGUCAAACCAGCUUUAAGAAGCCUCGAACCCACCUUGGCAUGCACAUGCUGGAGUCCGUGCAAGUCUUUCACCCACUGGGGAAGAAGAGUGAGAAGAAACCUGGCAUCUCCUCCUUAGGGAGUCUCCGAACCUUCACCAGCAACAAAGAUCCAGGCCCAAGCCCAGUUACUACAGCAGUGCUAAACAUGUCAUGUGAGGGCCAGGGUCCUCCCAAAAGCCCGCGGAAGACUCAGAUAGCAGAGAGCAGUGCUUCCAAGGAGUGUCCAUCUCAGUCCCAGUAUGAGCUGCCCCCAGCUGGAAAGGUCAAGUUAGUACCUUUGCCUUUUCCAACCCUGGACAAGCCUCAAGCCAGACCUAUUUCUAGAAAGCCUCUUUCCCUGGCUUCACAUAGGCCCACCACAGUUCACCCUGUGCAGCCUCAUUCCCACUCAGCUCAACUUACAACACACAGGCCAUCCCAACUAGCUCCUGUCAGCACAUCUUCGAUGGCCUCUACCAAGCCAGCUUCUCCAAUUUCCUCUAGUGCCACAGGACCUAGUGGAACCAACCUCAUCCAGUCCAGUGCUGUGCCUCAGGUGGCAACAUCGAGGCCCGUACCCCACAGAGCAUCAUCUCAUACUUCAUUCCAGAGAGAGCUCAUUUCUGCUGCCAAGAACAAGGUACCAUCGCCUUCUGAACCCCAGACUCAAUAUCUGCUGCAAGACUUCAGCCGCCAACCCAUUCCAUGGAAGAAAGUUGACAUUCUGGGACCAGUCGUCUCACAGCCCAUCACAAAAGAGCAAAGGCCAGAGAGGGAGGCCAUGAAGAGGCGGGCCCAACAGGAGCGCGAGAAUGCUGUCAAGAACACUGCUACUGGGAAACUGCAGCUCUUCCUUCAGAGGGAGAAGGAUAUGGAAAUUUCUCAAUAUUAUGGCUAUGCAAUGUAA